GGGGGGUGAAGUUUACAGUCAGUGCGCUGUCCUGACUUUUGCGGACUUCACUGUUUUCGGUGCGAUCGCGCGGUGCGUCACACGCUCCAGAGGAACCAGAGGAACCAUCCAAGCAAGUGGACGAGCGCACGCACGAGCCGCAGCCGCACAUCAUACAUGCGCACACAGAGCCGGGACUCUCCGCAGCGCGUGUCGGUUCUUCCCCACAGUUUCCACUCCGUUUGUCCGCGUCUCGCGCGCUGUUUCCCGGGAGCGACAUGGACGUGAUCCCGAUGUGCAGCAUCUUCCAGGAGCUGCAGAUUGUGCACGACACCGGAUACUUUUCUGCGUUACCGUCUCUGGAGGAGUACUGGCAGCAGACAUGCCUGGAGCUGGAGCGCUACCUCCAGAGCGAGCCCUACGUCUCGGCCACAGACCUCAAGUUUGACAACCAGGAGGACCUGUGGAGCAAGCUGAUGCUCGCCUGCGGGGACAAGUCCGGCGAUGCCGACCCAAAGAUCCCCCACAUCAAGGAGGAGGAAGACAAUCAGGACAUCCAGCACGUCGACGCCGGGGGGUUCCACUCCGACGCCAGCAGCGAGGCCUCGGACAGCUCCGAGGAGCUCUCCCCAACCCUCGACUUCGCCUCCGGCUCUUUGACGGACAUUCUGGGCGACGGCGGGGAGGACCUGGGCUCGGCCAUCAUCAGCACGCCGCCGUCCUCGCCCGAGCUGGCCAAGGACAGCUCCGGCACCCCGGGGUGGAGCGGGAUACAGACUGUGCUGCACUCGCCCGGGAAAAUAAGGACAGGGGGAGGAACGGAGAGGUCGGGGCUGACCAGCGGGGAGGCGUCUCCCGACGGCAGGAGGCGGGUGCACAGGUGUCACUUCAACGGGUGCAGGAAGGUGUACACCAAGAGCUCGCACCUCAAAGCACACCAGCGCACACACACAGGUGAGAAGCCCUACAGGUGUUCAUGGGAGGGCUGCGAGUGGCGCUUUGCACGGAGCGACGAACUCACCAGACACUUCAGGAAGCACACUGGAGCCAAGCCAUUCAAAUGCAGUCACUGCGACAGGUGUUUCUCCCGCUCUGACCACCUGGCGCUGCACAUGAAGAGGCACAUCUAAGAUGGCCUUCCGUGUCCAGAGAGCUCUGAGGGAUGAUUGCGGUUGAUUGUCGCGUCCUGUUGGGGGAUCGGCGAGGCCGGUGUGUCCUGGGAGCGCUAACGGGGGAGGAACACCGCCGUGUUCCGGGCAGCGGAAAAAACAUGAAGCAAACGCAGGCUAUUAUUUGCACCAUACUUAGUGCCUCCAACACCUCGCUGUGGAGAUUGCUCUUGAAAGGCUUUUAUGGAGGAGCGCGGGGGGGAAGGGGAGAGACAGACUGCUGGGAAAAAUCUGGACUGGAGACGACGGGAAGAGACUCUUCUGUAUGGUGUUCGACGCUUUUUUCCUGGAGGAUUAUGGGACUCUCGUCGGGGGAGGUGGGGGAGGGGACCCGUGCCUCCGAUGACCGUGUGUUUGCCUGUGUGCAUGGGGACUGCGAGUGCCUGUGCUGGCUUUGUGGAGCUGACGGCGCUUGCAUUGUGGAGACGUGAGCGAGUGAAUGAGUGACGCCGCGUGCUGUCAUGUUUCUGUGUUUUAUUUGGGAGGGUGAAUAUCGUUUCUGUCUCUCUGCGAAUGAAUGCAAAGCGAGCGGCGAACAGUUCUGUGCGAUGAGUGUCGCGGCUGUGGAGACGGGGCGGGGGGGUCGGGUCGGGUUGUUUGGUUUUCAGAGGGCGCCCCCUGCGUGCCCGGAGGUGGAACAACAAGCUUCCCCCGAUUCACAAGUGGGAGUUUGUUUUGUUUAGUGCAGCUACUAAAUGUGCAAUGUAUGAAGUGGCCCCGUAUGAAACCAUACACGCUAUAAAAGCUCAUUUUAUUGUCCAUUGUGUAAGCUCUGUAUCUUUAAAGAAAAUUGAAAACAAACAAAAAAAAGGUUGUAAACAAACAAACAGUUAUCACCAUUAUAACAGACGUUGCAUGGGAUCAGGGGAUGUGUUUUUGGCUUACGUGUUUGCUUAUAGGACGACACAAUUCCACUCCAGAGCAGCUAGCUUCAUAUUCUGCUACCGUAGUAUUUACAAAACACAUAAGGCCGUCUUUCUUUGUUGGGAAAACCACUGUUGCUUUACUUUUGGGAUUUUUUUGUUCCUUUUUUUCUUCACUUCUGCUUCUUCUUUUUUUUUUUUUUCUAUCUGUAAAUGCACUGUUAACCUUACUGAUGCCUUAUGUAAGUGGCCUUGUCCUGUUAAAUACAUCACUCUCUCACACACACACACACACACACACACACACACACCGGGGUUAGUCUAGUACUGAAUAGCUUUAGAAAGGCUCUGUUCAAACACAUUUUUCUUUCUUCUUCCAAAAUAGACUCACCUAAUCUCCAGAACAAUAACAAUAAAAAAGAUAACAACAAUAACAAUAAUAAUAGUAAUAACUAUAUAUCAGCUUCAUAACGACUGCCAUUUUUACAUUUCUGUGCAUAUUUCAGUGUCGGAUUAAUUGCGACUAUAUCGGAAGCUUUACUACUAUGUAGUACAGAGGUACAGAGAGUCCUGGAAACAUGUUCUCAUGAAAGGUGGCGUCCCCCCGAGAUCCAUUUACAUAAACCAUUUCCAUUAAAUAUCAUAAAAAGAAACGGUAACAAUAAUGAGUCUGUUCUCAUGAUGUGUUUUGGUUUAAAUCUCCCCCUCAGGCUCGAGUCUGCUUCUUUACUCAGUCCUGCUUUGAAGAACCGACCAAAAACCAGUUAAACCAGUUCAGCUGUGGCGCAGGGUCAUGUGGUGAAACUGAGCAGAGACCAGGUUUCAUGUCAGUGCCGAGACCAUAUUUAUGUCACUCAGUGCAUGUUCUUCACGUCCCGUCACAUGACAUUGACACACUCCUCCGUCUUAUCUCGCAGAUUUUAAAGUUGAGUUUAAAGCCACGAUGUCAGUAUUUGUGUUCAAAUGUGUAACAGUGCGUUUACACCAAAGGCAAAAGCAGAUUUUUAACGCGUUUCUGUUACGCUAACACAACCCACAAAUAUCAGGAGAAUCUCAACACUGAUUGGCUUUCGCAACAUUAGUGUAAAGUGAAGCAAAUUACGCAAUUAACGGAAUUUGCAUCAGCCAGCAAAUUUCGCGAAAACCUGCAUGUGAUCAUUUUUCCGCUUCUCUGUGUUGACGUUAAAAUCUUGACGUUAAGCUUUUGCUUUUUCACAAUUUGCUUAAUUUUUCACAAGAACUGUGCAAGUCACACACAUUUUGCAACUAAAGCAUUUUUGCAUUUACAUUGGACGCAAUCUGGAUUUAAUUGAAUCUCAUUGUAUUCUCAGUGCUGAUUGGCUUUUGCAAAAUUUGUGAAGCGUGACUUUUUUCAACUUUGACAUAAAUGUCACAUAUUUGUGUCGCGUCAUUUUGCAAGAUUUGCGUCGCCUUGUGAAAUACGUCUUUUGGCUUCUUCGCUUUGUCCUUUGACGUCAUUUCAUUGUCGUCACUUUUAUUUGUUUGGACAAAUGCUGGUGAUCGGACAAAUACUAUUUGCCAUUGUUUUAUCGUGCUAAGAUUUUUGCAGUGCGAUUGGUGUGAACGCACGGUAAGAUUUAUGGGAUAGUCGGGGGGGGUUAACGCAUCGGUAAUAUCGUCGUCUGUCACUCAGUCGUUGACAUCACAGGUAGCCUUGUUCUCACUCAACAGCUGUACACAGGUGAACCUCAAGAACAUCGUGCGAGAGAAUCUGUGGGCCAACGUUUUUCUUUUUACACUGAGAAGAUUUAUGUCAAAUGCAAAGAUUAUGUACAUUGUAAACUAAGAGAAUUUUGUAUGGAAGCUUCUAUUUUGAAAGGGUAUGGGACCAAAAAAAUGAUGAAAAAAACAAAAGAGUGCAAACGUGUUGUUUCCUUACAUGAACCAAUAAACGACAAGAGGCUGAAGAAUUAUUGUAACAUAGUCGCACUCCUUCAUUUGCUUCUCUGACACCAUUUUUUUUUUUGGUUUUGAUUUGACUGAAGAAGCAAAUGUACAUUUCAAAAAUUUAAAAUAAAAAGGCAUCAUCAGCACCUGUGGCCUCGAUCAUCAGUCAAAAAAAUCAGAUAGUGAAUGGUUCUGGACACUUGAAUUGUUCUAAUUUUGCAUUCUGGUGCCUGCUGAGUAUUAUGUUUGUUUAUUUGUCUUAUUUUAUUUUAUUUUAUUAUAAUUAUUUUAAAAAUUUGCCAUGUGAUGUUUUUUUGUUUUUUCAAAGACGCCCAACCUUUACUUCUAGAAUCUUUAUGAGAUAAACACGGGGAUUAAAAUUUCAAAAAACAA
Solea senegalensis (Senegalese sole) is the source of this 4312-nucleotide messenger RNA. RefSeq names its product Krueppel-like factor 6. The transcript is spliced from 4 exons. NCBI's taxonomy places the organism in Eukaryota, Metazoa, Chordata, Actinopteri, Pleuronectiformes, Soleidae. Bases 258 to 1109 code for a protein of 283 amino acids. Gene Ontology annotation, biological process: regulation of transcription by RNA polymerase II. Gene Ontology annotation, molecular function: DNA-binding transcription factor activity, RNA polymerase II-specific; RNA polymerase II cis-regulatory region sequence-specific DNA binding. The record is from RefSeq and is a predicted model, not a curated record.